Meleagris gallopavo (turkey) is the source of this 1762-nucleotide messenger RNA. NCBI's taxonomy places the organism in Eukaryota, Metazoa, Chordata, Aves, Galliformes, Phasianidae. The record is from RefSeq and is a predicted model, not a curated record.
AUGGUGCUCCGGUCCAACCCAUACCAAGCUGACCUGCUGCGGGAUGGCGUGCGGAGGUACCUGCAGCUGCCAGCAGAGCAGACAGUGCUCAUACUGCAUGCCAAAGUCGCCCAGAAGUCAUAUGGCAACGAGAAAAGGUUUUUUUGCCCCCCACCUUGUGUUUACCUGGGCGGGCCAGGAUGGAAGUUAAAGCAAGAACAGCUAACAGCCAGGGACGUGGGAGAGGCAGGGCUCCGUGUGUGGGGCUACAUGGGGCUGGACACCAUGGGCAGCAGCCUGAUGGAGACACAGAAGCUCAGCUUUGAGGAGCAGCCGGAUGCAAAGGGGUUUGGCUGUGCCAAGGCUCUGUACAUCUCAGAUGCGGAUAAGCGCAAGCAUUUCCGCCUGGUCCUGAAGCUCUUCUUCAGCAACGGGCAAGAGAUUGGCACCUUUCACAGCAAGCUGAUCAAGGUCAUCUCUAAGCCCUCGCAGAAGAAGCAGUCACUGAAGAACACGGACCUGUGCAUUUCCUCAGGCUCCAAAGUGUCCCUCUUCAACCGCCUGCGCUCACAGACCGUCAGCACCCGCUACCUGUCGGUGGAGGGAGGAGCCUUCAUCGCCAGUGCCAGGCAGUGGGCAGCCUUCACUCUCCACCUGGCUGAUGAGCGCUGCACCCAAAGUGAGUUCCCCCUGCGGGAGGGAUACAUCCGCUAUGGCUCUGUGGUCCAGCUCAUCUGCACGGCCACCGGCAUCACUCUGCCACCCCUGAUCAUUCGGAAGGUGAGCAAGCAGUAUGCUAUGCUGGAUGUGGACGAGCCCAUCUCCCAGCUCCACAAGUGUGCCUUCCAGUUCCAGGGCAGCGACCGCAUGUACCUGUGUCUGUCCACAGAGAAAGUCAUCCAGUUCCAGGCAUCGCCAUGUCCAAAGGAAGCCAACCGGGAGCUGCUGAAUGACGGCUCCUGUUGGACCAUCAUUGGCACUGAGACGGUGGAGUACAGCUUCAGUGAGAGCCUGGCCUGUGCUCGUGAGCCUGUCAGCCCUGUGCCACUCAUCACAGCGCUGCAGCUCAGUGGCGGAGGGGAUGUGGCCAUGCUGGAGGUGCAGGGAGAGCAUUUCCAUGCUCACCUCAAGGUCUGGUUCGGGGACGUGGAAGCAGAGACGAUGUACAGGAGUCCCAAAUCCCUGAUGUGUGUCGUCCCUGACAUCUCUGCCUUUGGCAGCGACUGGAGGUGGCUGAGGUAUCCCAUCACUGUCCCACUCCUGCUGGUCAGGGAUGAUGGCCUCAUUUACUCCAGCUCCUUCACCUUCACCUACACCCCGGAGCAGAGCUUCCUUCCAGGGCAGCAGGCCCCUACUGAUGUCCCACAGGACUCAGACACACUGCUCAACAGCAUCCACCAGGAGUUCACCAGGACCAACUUCCACCUCUUCAUGCAGAGCUAGUGAGCUGGGUGGGCAGCAUUCAUUGCCAGCAGCCCUGGGGACAGCAGUGUCCCUGUGCCAUGCUCAAGAGUCCCCUGUACACCUGCUUCGUCGUGACCUGCUGUCUCUUGUAACAGCAGAAUCUCACAUAUGGGCACCAAUAAAUCACACUGCAUGGAUUCUUUACCAAUUCAAUGCUGUUUUACUGGCCCUCGGGUUUUAUCUCCUGUGCUGGCACAGAGCAUCCCAUCUCCCCAAUGUGCCCCUUGUCCGUAUACCCAAAGGCCAUCAGGGACAGGAAUGAUGAAUGGGACCUUAAGUGUUAUUAAUCUAUAGGAGGAAUCUCUGCUCUGCUUCUGCA